AUGAUGCCAAAAACAUAUUUAGAAGUCAAAUCAUUAGUUGACUUUGAAGAAUUAAUCGGAUAUAAAUUUCAAAAUCAAGAUUUACUUCAACAGGCUCUAACUCAUAAAUCAGCAGUUAACGAAAAGCAUCCAAUGGCAUUUUCUCGUGAUUUUACUUCUUUGGCAUUUGUUGGAGAUAGUGUAGUGAAAUACGCUGUUACUCGAUAUUUAUAUCUCAACGGACGAGAUGAUGUAAUCAGAAAGUGUAAAGAAUUGCAUGAAGGUACUCAGAAAGUCAUUCCAAACUAUGUUUUGGCGAAACUUGCAUAUGAUAAACUGCAUUUAGAACAAUAUCUUAUACGUGGAAACUCACAUCGAUAUCCCGUUAUGAGCAUGUAUGCGAGCUGUAUAGAAGCUAUAUUCGGUGCCAUUGCCCUUGAUUGUGGAGUCAAUCAACAAGAAGUCAUUUUCCGUGUCAUCGAAAAAAUAUGUGCUGGUCGAGUUGAAAAAUGGCUGACAAAAGUACCAGAUGGUACAAUGCGGGCACAUAUGUGGGACGGUAAUACAGAUAACGAUAAGGAUAUUAUUGAUUGGCCUAGAAAUGAACUGAAGUCAGCGAUAUACAGUUGCAAGUCAGUUGCACUGGAACAUGAAAGAAGCUAAUGGUAAAUGUUCGGUCGAUUUUCCUUGCGUAACUUUGCUGUUUUUCUCUGGACUCUCUACUUGUUGCAUAUUCGUCUCUAUACCCUCAAUGAUGUCAUAAAAAGUGAACAUUAUACAUCACUGAUACAAACUUUGAAAAAUAACAUUUGUCAUUUUUAAGAUAACGAGAGAAAAAUAUUCUUCAAGAAUGUAUAUUAUCCAACUCGACUUGACUAUGAAUUGUAAUUGAACUAAAUUGUUUCUGAGAAGAUUUUAUAAAAAAGAACAGAAAUACUUCUUCGAUUUGAGUGCAACAUCUUGUUAACUUAUCUAAUUAUUCUUAUCUUUCGAGCGAGAAGCAGGAUCCCGUGAAUUUGCACUCCAGACUAAGUUUUUGUCUCAUAUAUCUACGUGAUUUGCGCACUUCAUAGUGCUGAAAAGGACACGAUAAUACUAGCUAAUGUCAUGCGGAUCGGCAUUAGUUCUGAACACUAUAGUAUAGUCAGCAUCAGAAAAGAUCUAGUUUGUGCAUACUUAUGACUAUGACGAAGACAUAUUGUUAACUUGCCUAUUGAUAGAGAGUGUGGAUGUGGACCUCGAUAAUCUUCUUGUUUACUCACACACCCACACCCGCCACCGUUUAAUACAAGAACAUACACGUACAGCACAUACACAACACAUCAUACUAAGCACACAGAAUCGUCGACCCGUUAUCACAAGAUACAGAAUUGAUUCCUGAUCUGAUUUUGUGAUCGUCGUUCUACAAGUUGCUCGUACUUGUUCAAGUGUAUCUUACUACGAAUGCAUUCUUUUGAAAAUAAUGGUAUAUUUCUCGUGAUCAAAUCAAAUAAUUUGACAGUUUCUAAGUCUAUAUUUAUCUUUUAAGUUAACACACUCGUCUAGAGCACUCCUUCAAUAUCGUUCCUUUCAAUCAAUCAAUGAUUAUAUUUUAGAAAGUAUUUUAUUUUUUAGGAUAAGAAAAAAAUUGCUGCAUGACAAAUCACAAAUUUAGUUUGUCUUUCACAAAAUUGAGUAACUCUUGUCGUUUAUCGACAACUUGCACUUGUUCUGGAAUGUUCGGUAGUUUCUUUUUGAGUUCGACUCGAUCUCGCGUAUAGACAACGAGAGGUACAUCAAGAUUGAAUUCGUUGAGAAGAUGUACUACGUCGAUGACAUUUUUCGAUUCUUUGAAAUAUCGACCGCGACUGAUCACUACUUUCUUCUGUUGAAGUCUGAUGUCUUCUGCAUGAUCUU
This is a messenger RNA of Adineta steineri, 1875 nucleotides long. Lineage: Eukaryota; Metazoa; Rotifera; Eurotatoria; Adinetida; Adinetidae. The record is from the annotation of a GenBank genome assembly.